Molecule: messenger RNA, 3726 nt
Organism: Cavenderia fasciculata
Lineage: Eukaryota; Evosea; Eumycetozoa; Acytosteliales; Cavenderiaceae
Gene: manD
Product: alpha-mannosidase
Exons: 8
Coding region: 1-3726 (1241 amino acids)
Biological process (GO): mannose metabolic process
Cellular component (GO): lysosome
Molecular function (GO): alpha-mannosidase activity; carbohydrate binding
Source: RefSeq, a predicted model, not a curated record
AUGGUGAGACUAAAAUAUAUUUAUUAUUUAAUUGUUUUAAUUAUAAUAUUACAAAGUACGAGUAGCAGCAAUGGCAGUAGUAGUGAUAUAGAUUACAACGAUAAUUCAAAAUUACAAAUCUAUAUGGUACCAUUCUCACAUUGCGAUGUUGGAUGGUUAUCAACCUUUGAAGAAUACUAUCAUAAAAGAGUUGGCACUAUUAUCAAUCGUGUCCUCAAACAAUUAUCAUUAAACCAAAAUAGAAAAUUCAUAUGGACUGAAAUGUAUGUUAUCUAUCAAGAAAAAGAAGGUAGGUAUAAUGAAUCAAUGUACUUACUCUUUCCUCUUAGAUCCUAUUUAAAAAUGUGGUGGGAUGAACAGACAAAUGAAAAGAGACAACUAUUGAGGAGACUGGUAGAUAAUGGACAAUUGGAAAUUGUUGGUGGAGGAUGGGUUAUGAAUGAUGAAGCGGUCGUGUCACCAAUAGACAUGUUGGAUCAAAUGACAGAGGGACAUAAAUGGGUACAGAGACAUUUGAAUACGACGGUUCGACACGGUUGGCAAAUCGACCCAUUUGGUCAUAGUAGUCAAACAUCGACCCUCUAUCCACGACUUGGUUUUGACACGUUGGUGACGAGUAGAUUGACAGAGACGUUGAAAGAUUCAAUGGUGGGAUCACAGGAACUACAAUUUAUUUGGGAGGGGUCCCCAUCACUAUCGAAUCGGUCGCAUAUCUUUGUCAAUACAUUGUAUCGUCCCUACGGUGAUGCGGGCAACUACCCCUCCGCCAUUCCACUUGGUCGAGUUGAAAACAAUAUUGGACUCUAUGCUAAAAGGUUUGUCGAUUCGAUUCGACCAAUGAAACAUGCCUAUCGCACAAACGUCAUCCUCAUCCCACUCGGCGACGACUUUCAAUAUUUCGAAGCUGACGAUCAUUUCAACAAGGCAGAUUGUAUCAUGCGGCGAAUCAACAAUCAGUACGGUGAUGAAAUGGUAUUAAGAUAUGGUACAUUAACAGACUAUUAUAAUCAUCUUCACAUUCAAUCGAAAAAGAGACAAAUCAAACUACCAAUCUUUAAAAAGGAUUUUUUCCCCUAUAUUACUGAAACUUCAUUUCCUUGGACUGGAUUUUAUUCAUCCAGACCAUUAUUUAAAAGACAAGUAAGAGAUGUAUCAUCAUUGGUUAGAAGUACUGAAUUUAUUUAUAGUUUGGCAUCUAGUAAAUCAUCAUCAAUUGACAUAUCAAAUAUUUAUCCUUUAAUUCAAAGUUCAAGAAGGUUAUUGGCAAUAUCACAACAUCAUGAUGCAGUAACUGGAACUGCAAGAAGUUAUGUAAUGCAUGAUUAUUUAUUAAAAUUAAUGAAAACAAGAGAACAAUGUAAUAAUAUAAUAUCAAAAUCAAUGGAAUUAUUACUUCAAGCAAAUUCAAAUCAAAAUCAAAAUAAUAAUAAUAAUAAUUUUAAAUUACAAUCAAUAAUCGAUAUUGAUCAAUUAAAUGGUGAUAGUGGUAAAAAAGAAUCAAUAGUAUUAUUUAAUUCAUUGGGAUGGAUUAGAAAUGAAAUUGUAUCUAUUAGAAUAGUAUGUAACGAUACAUCACUACUCGAUAGAAUCAUAAUUAGUGAUCAUAUUGGACACCAACAAAUCAUUCAAUUAGUACCAAUUGUUUUAUUACCAGAACCUUGUUACAACAACGAUAAGAAUAAUAUUAAUAACAAAGAUAAAAAUAAUAAUAAUAAUAAUAAUAAUAAUAAUAAUAAUGUUAUUCAUCAAUAUAAUAUAUAUUUUUUGGCUAGUAGUAUAAAAGCAUUGGGAUUUUCAACAUACUUUUUAUCAUUAUCUCCAACUCCACUACUCAACCAUGUUGAAUCAAAUAUUCACCAAAUCAUCUCUAAUCCCGAAAACAUUGGUCAACUGACACUAGAUAAUUCACUCUACCAAAUUAAAUUCAACUCUAAUGGUAUGAUAAAAUCAAUAACUAAAAAUAACUCUACUAUCAAUCUAACAAAUAGUAUGAGUCAAUACAAAUCAAGUAAUAGUGGAGCAUAUAUAUUUAAACCAGAUGAUGAACCAAAAUCAUUUAUAUUUGGUCAAGAUAAUUACAAUCUUGACAAAUCAACUAUAAAAAUCAUACGAAUUAAUGGUCCUAUAUUUGAUUCAAUCAUUCAUUAUCGGUAUUCCACCAACGGUGAUGGUGAUAAUUUAAAACAAUGUGGACCUGAUACAAGUCAAUAUAUAAGAUUAUACAAGAAUCUUUCAAUGACUGUUGUGGAUCUCAUCGAGUAUGGGUAUAGUGUCGUGGGAGAGAAAAAUAGAGAGACUGUAAUCAACCUCUCUACCAAUAUCAACAAUACCAACAAAAAGUUUUAUAUGGAUAAUGGAUUGGAAAGUAGAACAAGAUUGUGUUGUAAUGAAUCCAUUCCAAUUGGUGAGAGAUAUUACCCACUGCUCAAUACAAUCGAUCUAAAAGAUCAAAAGAAUCAAUUUACUGUGUUUUCAGAUCGAUCACAUGGAGCUACCGUCCCAAAGAUCGGAGAAAUAGAAAUUAUGAUCCACCGUAAUCUUCACCAAGAUGAUCAUCGUGGUCUGGCUGCACCACCAAGAGACAAUACCGAAAUUCAAGGUAAACUAUACUUGAAUAUUGAUACAAUUAGUCAAUCAAAAUUAUUACAAAGAAAAUAUUCAAUUUUAUUAAAUAAUCCUUUAAUAGUUGCAACAAAAAGAAUAGAAUCGAUUGAAAAUUAUAAUCAACAAUACCAAACAAAUAAUAUUGGAUAUUUGAAUAAUAAUGAAGAUGAAGGAAAUUCUGGUGAAUUACCUGUAAAUCUACAUUUGUUGACACUAAAAAAUCAUCAAGAUGAAGAUCCUUCUUCUUCAUCUAAUCCAACUCUUCAUCUUAGAAUUCAACAUUUAUCGUCAGUUGAUCAAUCUCCACCUAUCCAACUAUCAUUAUCUAAAUUAUUUAAUUCUGACUAUCUAAAAGUGACAAAUGUAAAAGAGACAAUGUUAAAUGGUCUAAAUGAUAUUUCUCAACAAGAUUUACAACAAGACUAUAUUUCAACGGUACAAGCUAUCAAAACUAAAAAAUCACAGUCGAGAUUAAAUGUCAAAGACAUUAUGAUCAAUGGUGAAUUUAGUUUAAAUGAUCGAUGUACCGGUGAAUCAGAGUCAUCAUCCUCCUCAUCUCCCUCUUCCAAAUCACUUUAUCAACCUCCACUAACACUUUUAAAAAUAUUUAACUCUGACAAUAAUAGUAGUAGUAGUAGUACAGAUGUUACUGUUAUCACUAUCCAACCUCUUGAAAUUAAUAAUUAUAUUUUAAAUUUGAAAUUUAAUGCACUGUCAUCAACUCAAACUCCUCCUCCUGAUCCUACUACACAAAAUAAUAAUGGUAUAAAAUAUAAUAAUCUUGUUGGAAGUGGUGAACGACAAACUAAAACUAUAACAAGAUACGAUGAUGAUGAAGAACAAUUUGAUAUUAAACAAUUUUAUACUUAUGACUUUUCGAUUAAAACUAUUGAUACUAGACAUAUUGAUGAUUCAGGUGAUUACAAUCAUAAAGAUGUACCACAGUACAUUGGAUUCAUUGUAUUUGCCAUUAUGUUUGUAUUGGCAAUACCAAUUAAGAAGAAAGAGAAAAGAAGAAAUGGUAAAAUAGAACAAGAAGAAGGAUCAUCAACAACACAAUUAUUAUUUUACGCAUCUACUUCUUCAUUGAUGACGAAGGGUGAAGAUCUUCACAACGGUUAA